UCAUCUCGAGAAGAGAUCGCAUUGAGACGAUCGCCUUGUGUCGUGCUAGUGUUCCACUACCAUGAGUCUGUUUUUGUGCAUCUUAGUGGCAAGCAUCGCUAUCCCGGCAGCCACUAUAUACGCACCUGGUGUACGACUCGAUGGCGAAAGAUUGUUGGAAAAGUUUGACGACAUGCGGCAUCAGUUUUUGGCACUGCAACAAGACGUACAGGAUCAACGGAAAGAGAUAGUGAAAAUUCGUGAAGAAUUUGGGCGAUUACUGAAUAAGUCUCAGGAAGAGAUUGUUCGCAAGCUCUUUUACGAUAGUAACAGCAUACCUAGCAUCUCACAGGAGCUCCAGCAAGCGCAACACCAGGUUCUGAGCAAUCUUUCUCGGCUACAAACUACGGUAACGGAAAUUGUUGAUAUGCAGAACAGCGCCAGUUAUUGGUUUCGAUCGUGCGCAGAAACUCCACUCAAAAUAUCCGGAAAAUAUCAAAUACGCAUUCCUGGAGAAGCGAAGCCGGUUGUGGUGUAUUGCGAACAGGACGCGUUCAAUGGUGGCUGGUUGGUGAUACAACAUCGAUUCGAUGGAUCUCUCAGUUUCGAUCGCAACUGGAAGGAGUACCGAAAUGGCUUCGGUAAAGUCGGACACGAGUUUUGGCUCGGAUUGGAGCGAAUCCAUCAGCUAACUACGAGCCGCGACUGUGAGCUGCUGGUGGAACUGAAAGAUUUCAAAGGCAAUUUCAAAUAUGCCCGCUACAACCAAUUUACGAUAGGUAGUGAGGCAGAACAGUACAAGCUAAAUGCUCUGGGCACAUACAGCGGAACUGCUGACGAUGCCCUCAAAUACCAUAAAGGAAUGAAGUUUUCAACGAAAGAUCGUGACAAUGAUGAAGUCUAUGGUGCGGAGGGUUUAAAUUUUUAUGCAUUUAUGACAGCAAACAGGCCGAGUGAGGAAGGUUGUGCAAAUAGAUUCUAUGGUGGUUGGUGGUUCAAAAACUGCUACGUUACGCACCUGAAUGGUCCAUUAAGAAAUAUCAAAGGAAAGGGAGUCGCCAAGAUGGAAUGGUUCAAUUUUACCAAUCAGUGGGAUGGAUUAAGCUAUUCCAGGAUGAUGAUUCGUGAAUUGCAAUAACCAAACACAUUCUUCAAAGCCUAUCAAUAUGUAACACACUAAUAGAGUGCGAAAUUCUAAGGUUUUCAGUGUUAACUGUUAUGUAUUCAAUAAACAAUGAUGUAUUGCAUGUAUUGAAUAGAUGACCUUGCUUAAUUUCUAAGAAAAUAACAUGACAAUAAGAUUGUACGAAGCAGUGGCGUUGUUUGUUGUUAUUGGAAACACCCGCGCAAUGGUGUUUCUCCACGUUGUUCCUGUUAUCAGCGCGUGAUUUGGUGUCAGCAAUCUCACUUACUAUUCCCGCAAUAAUAAACUCGUCCAACGGACUAAAGCAUCUACACU
Molecule: messenger RNA, 1438 nt
Organism: Anopheles aquasalis
Lineage: Eukaryota; Metazoa; Arthropoda; Insecta; Diptera; Culicidae
Product: fibrinogen-like protein A
Source: RefSeq, a predicted model, not a curated record